This is a messenger RNA of Vitrella brassicaformis, 1173 nucleotides long. The record is from the annotation of a GenBank genome assembly. Lineage: Eukaryota; Vitrellaceae.
AAAGGGGAAAAUAUAUACCUUUUCGUUCUCCCGAUUUGAUGGCAUCGGUGUCGCUGUAUGUGCGUUGCUCCCUGCUGCUGGCGCUGGUGCUGCUGCUAGUGUUUCCCAUUCGCGAGUCGGCGGCCGCCAGGGAGGAUGACGAUGAUGAGGACAUUGACGAAGAGGAGGACGAUGACGACGUCAGAGGUGAGGGAGCAGACGCGCGGAAGCAAAGAUCUGCAGUGAGAAAAGGCAUUCCGUGUUUUGUUGGCAGCUGCCCGUCGGCGGCGUGAGGCAGCCAAGGCUCGUAUGGAGCAGAUGCAGCAGAUGCCCAAGUUCGACCCCAAAAACUUCAACCCGCAGGCCAUCUUCGAUGCGCAGAGAAACAAACCACAGAUGACAUUCGCCACACUCAAAUUCGAAUACGUAAGCAGACAAUGCUGCAGAGACAGACACACCAUGACACACGCAGAAAGAGGGAUCUCUGACCACUGCAGACGUCUGUGUGUCCUCUGCCUGUGCCUGUGUGUGUGUGCAGGAGGAGAAGGAGAAGCAGGAGACGGAGAAGAUAGCUGUGCGAUGGCGGAGCAUGCUCGAGAUGGGCCACAUCCAGGUCCAGGCCUAUGCCGUCGACCCCGGCAAGAUCCUCCUGAUGACUCAAAACGCCGACCAGGCCGACAAGGUCAGGGAGUUCGCACUCGCACAACGAGAGACCGACUGGUUUGAGAUCAACCGAAAGAGAUUCUUCCCGGGUCGGCAGCAGCACGGAUAGAUGAGAUGAUGAGCAAGAAAGCAAUUGUGGCAUUCAUCGUGCACUGUGACUGUGGCGUGUGUCAGAUGAUCGCGACGGGCCUUUAGUUGACUAUGACGUGAGGAGGAAGGCGCGGGAUGCCAGGAAGGCCAAGAAGGAGGGCAAAACUGAACUGUAGUUCUGGCGGCGGCACCAUUGACAGCGCUUUGCUGAUGGCUGGUGAGGAAGCGAGUGGUGACUGACGCAAUAAUUAAGUGCAGCCUCAUGAAUUAGGAGGGAGGGGUUUCACCCACUCGGUGCCGACCGACGUUUAUCGUGGCGGCAGCAGCUGGCGCCGUGCGCCCGUGUGUUCGAGACUGAUGAAAGCGAGCAUGGUGCGUUUGUCAUUUGGUUUCCGUUGCCUUUAUGUCAAUGACCACUAAACACGUCAAGUCCCAACCCCC